This is a messenger RNA of Strongyloides ratti, 1344 nucleotides long. Its product is annotated as Gamma-aminobutyric acid A receptor/Glycine receptor alpha family and Neurotransmitter-gated ion-channel transmembrane domain and Neurotransmitter-gated ion-channel family and Neurotransmitter-gated ion-channel ligand-binding domain-containing protein. The record is from RefSeq and is a predicted model, not a curated record. Bases 1 to 1344 code for a protein of 447 amino acids. Gene Ontology annotation, molecular function: extracellular ligand-gated monoatomic ion channel activity; neurotransmitter receptor activity; chloride channel activity. Lineage: Eukaryota; Metazoa; Nematoda; Chromadorea; Rhabditida; Strongyloididae. Gene Ontology annotation, cellular component: neuron projection; membrane; synapse. The transcript has 6 exons. Gene Ontology annotation, biological process: regulation of membrane potential; signal transduction; chloride transmembrane transport.
AUGAUUAAAACAAUAUUUAUAAUAUUAUUGUUAUUUUAUCAUUUAACUUCCCAACAAUUAAUAUAUGGAAAGUCAUCCUCAUUACUUGAUUGCAAUAUUGAAUCCCAAAAAAAACAAUCUAUUUUAAAAUAUCUAUUACAAGAUUAUGAUAAAUCAUCAACACCAUCAAAUAAUUCAAAUCAAAAAGUUAUGGUACAAUCUGAAGUUACUAUACAAGAUAUUGGUUCAAUAAGUGAAAUAACAUCUUCUUUUAUUGUUGAUUUAUGGUUUUCACAAAUAUGGGAAGAUCCAAGAUUGCGUUAUUCUCAUUUAUCAUGCAAAUCAAAUAUCAGUCUUGAUGAAUCUGUAGCUAAUAAACUUUGGUCUCCUAAUAUAUGUUUUGUUAAUUCUAAAGAUACAUAUAUUCAUUCAUCUCCCGAAUCAAAUAUUCUUCUUAUUAUUUAUCCCAAUGGAACUGUGUGGCUUAACCAUAGAAUGCGUGUUCAUGGUCGUUGUAAUAUGAAAUUAGAAAAUUUUCCAUUAGAUACACAACAAUGUAAAUUGGUUAUGGAGUCAUGCUGUUACUCGAUAUCUGAUGUGCGAUUGACUUGGCAGUCAUGGAGUCCAGUUACUAUUGCAAAUUCAAGGUUUCAAUUACCAGAUUUUCGUUUUCUUUAUCUAAAUCACACAUCAUCAAUUCAUAAUACAGCAACUGGAUCAUGGGAUCAAUUAGAAUUAACUUUUACUUUUAAACGUCUAUACGGAUAUUAUAUAUUACAAGCAUAUUUACCAAGUUAUUUAUCAGUUUUUAUUUCAUGGAUUGCUUUUUGGAUUGAUUCAAAAGCCUUACCAGCACGAAUAAUUUUAGGUGUUAAUUCAUUAAUGGCAUUAACAUUUCAAAUGGGUAAUGUUGUAAAAAACUUACCAAGAGUAUCUUAUGUUAAAGCAAUUGAUUUAUGGUUUUUUGUUUGUGUUAUAUUUAUAUUUUGUUCUCUUUGUGAACUAGCUAUUGUUGGAGUAAUAGAUAACAUUCAUGAUAAGAAAUUGAAAAAAAAAUUAAAAUUAGAAAGAAAAUUAAGAGCAUUGGUUGUUGGGCAUUCUUCUGAUGGAGUUAUGGUAGCAUUAAGGGAAGGAAUGUCACAAAAAAGGCCUAGUGCAACGAGAACAAUGUAUACUCAUAAGUUGAUGGAAAAUACUGACCCAUGGCAUUUGUCUGACCAAUAUAAAGAUGGAUAUAUUGGUCAUAAAAUAGAUUUUUAUUGUGCGCGUGCUUUUCCAACUGUUUUUGGGGCAUUUAACAUAUUUUAUUGGACAUACUAUCUAACAAGAUCACAACAAAGUAUUGAUGAGACAAUGGCAAAAUAA